AUGAAUCUCGCUAUAGCGCCGACAAAGACUGUAUCCAGUAUCAUACCAUCACAGCAUAUUAAAAGACAAGUUCAAGCAACAAGUGUCGUUCAUAUCACCAUCACUGCGGCUGGUACCGUAGUUUAUACCCAAACAGCCACAUCGUACUCUUAUGUAGCCAGUUAUUCACCUGUCACGGGAAGUGAUCCAGCAGCCUAUCCAACCAAUAAUGAUACCAACAACGACAAUAAUAGUAGUAGCAAUCCAUCAGGGGCAGGAGGGGGACCACAGACUGGACACACUGAAGCAGGAGUCAACACAGGUGCCAUCAUUGGUGGAGUCGUAGGUGGAGUGGCUUUCAUUGCUUUAAUAGGUUUGGGCUACUUCUUGAUGCGUCGAUCACAAAAGAGGAAAAGAGAAAGGCAAAAGAAUGAUCUUAUCGAUGAUGAUGAUGAUUCUUAUUACAGAGGCCAUCAGCGUCAUCCUUCCACUGCCAUGGAUGGUGCUGGAGCAACUAACAUGACAUCAUUAUCGCCAGCACCUAGACAUUUGGUUGCACCGUUAAACCAUUUAGGAGAGAGGGAAGGUGAUGGCAGAGAAUCCAAAUACUACCCAGAUGGAGGAGGAUACUAUGAUGAUAUUGUUGCAACAACACCUUACCCACAUCAAGCGUUUUAUUCUGGAAAUAAUAGUGUGGCAGCCUCAGAUUCAUUACCAUCAACCACAGUGGAGCCGUAUUCAGUGGGUUCUGCAGGGUUUAGACAGGUGCCAAACGAAGUAGACUAUCCUGCACCAGCAAUGACGGGGGAAAGACAUGUGCCGCAUUUGAAAGACGAUGUUACAACUACCAUUGAACCACCACAUACAAAAGAUUGA
This is a messenger RNA of Mucor velutinosus, 855 nucleotides long. RefSeq lists its product as uncharacterized. Bases 1 to 855 code for a protein of 284 amino acids. The record is from RefSeq and is a predicted model, not a curated record. The transcript is spliced from 3 exons. Lineage: Eukaryota; Fungi; Mucoromycota; Mucoromycetes; Mucorales; Mucoraceae.